Dreissena polymorpha is the source of this 1579-nucleotide messenger RNA. RefSeq lists its product as uncharacterized. NCBI's taxonomy places the organism in Eukaryota, Metazoa, Mollusca, Bivalvia, Myida, Dreissenidae. The transcript is spliced from 4 exons. Bases 446 to 1414 code for a protein of 322 amino acids. The record is from RefSeq and is a predicted model, not a curated record. Gene Ontology annotation, molecular function: zinc ion binding.
UUGUGUCCCUUAGCCGGAUGUGACGUCAACGGGGGAUAGAAAUUCGCCAGAGAAAAUAAAAUUGUACUGUGUCGCUGAAGAAAUCAACGUCUUUAGCACAAUAUAUGCGAAUCAUCCCAAAUGCUAUGUUCAGAAACAGUGAAGUACCAUGGCUGAACCAGAUCCGGUAACAGAGAAAGAAAGUACAACCGUAUACGACUGUGAUUGUCAUAAGCUGUAUGCCACGGAUGUCCCUGGGGCUGUUUUACCGCAACCUCAACCAGAAAGAUGAAAAGUUACAGAGUUGCGAAUAUGGUUGAAAUGCCGGGGACAAGCUGUGAAAUCGAAGGAGACAAAAGCCGAACUUUGCUUGAGGGUAAAGAAAUUCAGUGACAACCAGGAUAACAUUCUAAUUGUGGAUCCUUAUCCAGACCAGCCAUUCGCAGCUAAGAAAAAGUCGUCCUGUAUGAACUGUAAAGGACAAUCGACAGUGUCAACAGCAGAAGAACAUUUUAAUUUGGAAGAAUGCACAUGGACCCAAAGCACCAGACCAAUCUUCAAAGACUUUUCGUACAUGAACAUUCUGGAAUGGACCAAAAGUUCUGGUAAAGGUUCAAAACUGGGUGUUGAAAAGCCUAUUCAACGAGGCUAUGUGUUUUUUCAUGACGGGUAUGUAUUCGACACAUGGACAUCUGAACGUGACAGUUCAACAAUUGUUAGAUGUAAGUGUUUCCGCUCCAUGAAAAAAAGAACUUCCCCACAUGCACAUGUCUGCCUUGACAAGAAAGGGGCUGUCACAUCUGGAAAAUGUAGUUGUGUUGCAGGUGUCAGUGGUCAGUGUAACCAUGUGUAUGCGCUCCUUUACACUAUUGACCGUCACAUGAAACUGAAGCUCACAGAAUUUCCUAGAGAGAAAACCUGCACAGAAAUGCCAUCGAAGUGGACAAAACCUCGCACCGAAGGCAUCCGCUCAGAGGCUGUGAUGUCCAACAGGGUUGUAAAACCAAAGUUUGGCAUAAGCAGCUCUGGAAUUAAGCCUUCCCUUUAUGAAGCAAGGGCCAACGAUGCGAAGAAAGCCGUAUCAACAGAGGAAGCCAAUGAAGUAUUGAAGAGAAUCAAUCCGCUGUUCGGAUUUUGUCUGACAACAGGCGGUACAGCUGGUCCAACACACACUAAAAUGGGCUUCAUAGUACCAAUGGGAUCUCCAUUGUCCUACCAGCUUGCUGUGUCUGAAGGAGACUUCUCGGUUACGGAAAAUUUGCCUUCAGUCGAUGUAAAAAUUGGACAAGGUUUAGGCUCACCACCGGACUUUCCAUGGAAUGAUAGGCUCUUGGAGGAAGACAAUCCAGAUGGAAUCCAGGACAUUGGCCUUGUGCUCACACAUGCUGAAGCUUGUGACCUGUUCACAAGUACAAAAGGAUCAAGCUGGUUGUGACCUUUGGUUUGAGGUGAGAAAAAAAACGUUUAACUGCCAGUAAGUUUGGGGCUGUAAUGAAACGAAAAAAAGAUAAGGAAAUUUUUGUUAAAAACUACUUGUGUAACUCAAAGGACCUUUCCAAUGUGCCGGCUGUGGUGUACGGAAAGAAAAACGAAAAUAUGG